ACGUCACAAACUUCGUGCGAGUAUCACGAAAACACACGCUCAAACAGGCCGGCAGUGUUCUAUUCGUAGUGUUUUACAACCGUCCAAAUUGUGCGAGAACAAAAGGUACGAUCGUUUUGCUUUUAAUUUGUUGAAAUUUAUCGAGUGAAGUAGAAUUUUUUACUAUUUCCACGGGCUGAUAAAGUUCGUGAGGUCUGUCACCCACGAUAUAAGUAUCGGUGGGAAUUAAAGUGACUGCUAUGGUUGUUCUUUGCAUGCUAAAUCGCGGUUUUACGGAUUAAGUUUUCUUGUCGAUACUUAGAACGUUUGCGGGCUAGCCUGGCACCUCUGUGGGUUUGUGGGCUCAUGACGUGUGGAAGUAAGUCGAUGUGAAUUUUAUUUUUCAGUGUCCGGCGAUGUGAUUAAUUGCUUCUAGCUCGCUGCUGGCGCGACGUUCUCAAUCUCCAUAAUACAUGAAGCGAUGCACAAAUCGCCUGUUUAUACUACUUUAAACUUGGGUGUCCCACAAAUGAUUGUCUUUAAAUAGAUGCCGAUUCGCCACUGAGGUAAGUUGCCUGCUAUUUUGCUCUGGUGACUGGUAUAUCAGUCGUUUCGUUAGUUAGGAAAAUGCUGUUUGAGGCAAAUAGAUUCGUUUUAAUCGGUUAAGUGAAUCUGCGAUGGAGUGCGUUUUUCUGCUGUGUAAUUUCUUAAUGAUUCCAAGCGGUACACGAUGGAUGUCCCGUUGGCCGAAUUACUCUUUCUGUUUUGUCGAAGAUAUGCCGCAUUCACUGCUGAACUUAAUGAACUAGAACGUUAACACACUGAAGUGAAUUGUGCGGAAUUGUAAGCGAGUAUUAUUGAAGCAAGAGAACUGUUCCUCAUUUGCAUAGUCCUUAAUCCGACAGAGCAGUAUGAGCUUGCUUUGUUAUGACGUUAUUUGCGAAAAGAUUAUCAGAGACUGCUGAGCAUUGGUAGUUUGAAUUCGAAAUCUCGCUAGGGAAACGCUUUUGUCGCUUUGCGCUGACUGAGUCUAUUUUUUCUUCACCAUAUCAUUGAGAAUCAUGUACGAAACAUUUACUCGAUUGGAUCACUGUGUACAGCUGCACAGCUGCUGUUUUUCUAUGUUGGGUUAAUGCUAUUAUAGUUGGGCAACUUAUUUUCUCAGCCCUUGGUUUUUCAUACUCUAGAAUUUAAUUUUCGACACGAGGUUUGGCGAAGUCGCCCUGUGGGCAUGAAUAGAUCUUUUUGUAGCCAGAAAUUCAUGAACAAAAGUGAACGAUGUUCGAAACUUGUCAAGUUACGUUUGUGGACCCGUAAGUGAUUAUGAAAAGUGAACAAGUGUGACGUUACGUUUUCGAGUUCGAAAAUUUUCAUCUUCUAGGGAGUGUGUGGCAGGAGUUUGUUUUACAUAAUGCACACCCACUUUCCUCUCUCGAGGCAUUGUGCACUCCAUUUUGUUUUUGAAGCACUUUUUAUGUUUUCAUAACGUUCAAGAACUAGAACUGUCAUCAACGUUUCACCACAUUUUCUUCACUUAUUGACAACCUGGUUUUAUCUUAUCGAUGAAUCUCUAGUGUAGAACUUACCACUAGUAAUCUACGGAUUUAUUAGUGAGUAAACUCUUUGAAAUUCGAAGAAUAUCUUUGUAUUUAAAAUUCUAAGCACAACUGAGUUACCUCAGUCUUUAGAUUAAAAUCAGUGUGAAGAGGGUAAACGAUAUGCCUACUCAGCGAAAAAACUUAAGUGGUGCAGUUUUGAACACUAAGAGAAUUUCCCACUAUAGCUAAAUCCCUCUGAAAAGGAAAAGUUAUACAGCCAAUUGAAUUUGCAUUUCAUUUUCGAGUGCAUUGUUGUUAACUUCCCCUCAAAUCUACUUACUUAGCAAACCAAACUGAAAAUUUUCAUCCUGUUUCACCAUGCAUUUUCUCUAAGCUGCUUAAGGGAAUCAGUACUUAGAGAUAACAUUUGAAUCUGACACCUCCUGAAGUUUGACUGCAAACACAGGAUCAACAAGCAGAACAUUUCUUUUUAAUUAUAGUUUGGUGAAGUGAGCGCGAGCAAUUGUCACGAUAGCCGCCAAGAUUAAACCAUUGAAACCUUUUGUUUGUUUUAUUACCAUGGAAACAUUGAAUUGGCAUCAAGAAAUAUACAAUUUUUGACAGUCUGAGUUUUUUUAGUGGUAUUGCAACAUCAUUGAUCAUGAUUCAAUCUUCUACUGAUACUGAAACAUUUUUAGCUGUUUUUGUCUUUGUUACCAAGCAUCUUGUUUUGCAAGAUUGUUGAGAAUGUUAUAGCCAAUUUAGGAGGUGAAGACGCUCAAUGGGUGUAAGAAAAAUUAAACAUGUAGUAAAUUGGAGCUGAUUCAAAAAAAGUACAGAACAUCCAUUUUUCUUAUUCUGUUCACAUGCAUGACGCUGAUCUUAUAUCAUGCAGGACAGGUGUCACAUAUGACUUGGGGGCAUUGCUAUUUAUUCAAGCUUGGUUAGCUUAGGUUGUAGAGCGUGGGAUUGCUGUAUAAAAGCUCAAGGGUUCGAGCCGUAGACCUGCCAACACUCAGGAUCUUAAAAUACCUAAUUGAGAAAAAUUUGCAGCCUUUGGUAUGACAUCUUUAAAAGUUUUGAUGUUCUAGUCUUCUGGGAUAAGGACAGUAAACCAUACAUGUAGGUCCUGUCUUUCACAUCUUUUCUUUAAAAGUUAGUAGGGAAUGUUAAAGAACCCAUGCGCCUCUCGCACAGAGUUGGAAAUGUACUUCCCACUGUUGUGGUCUGGCUUUGGUUCCAAAAAUUCCAAAAUUGGGAGCACCUGCAAAGUUUCCUUUGAAAGAUUGGUUACUACUGCUUAAUGUGGUUAGGCCAAAGUCCCCCGCAAAGUGUUAUAAAGGGCAUUAAAGGAUAUUUAUAUGGACAAUGUACUUUAUAAAUAUUUUUUAAUCAUUAGUGCAUAACUUAAGGUCAUAAAAAUUUAAUACCAAAAAAUUAAAAGAUGAAAUUUGAUAAGUUCAGAUCGCUAGAAUUUCUGCACAUGAUGUUGAAAGCAGUCAUAUGAUUAAAAGUAUGACAGAGUGCUUAUCUGCAUUAAUUUUAUAUUAUGCCCUUUACCAGAAUUGAAUGUAUCUCAAUUUGGUUGCCAAAUUAGUGCUUUAAUUGAAAACUUGACUGAUUGUAUUAUCAAUAGGUAUAAUUCCCAUGAAGUUUUGCAGAAAAACCACAGGAACUCCCACCCAUUUGGUGCACUUUGCUUUAUGUUACCAGAAGAGGCAGAAAUGCUUUAGCCAUCAUUUUUGUGAUGAAGAAAGUAGUGCAUGCAGUACUUAAGUAUGUACUAAAAAAGUGGUUAUUGUUGAAGGCACACCCUGAUUGGCUACCCAAAUUCCAAAUAUCUUUUUCUAUUCAUCUCUGAGCAACACACUUGGGAUUUCCUUGGAAAUGUUAUUAUUGUUGUAGGAAUAAAUGGGUUAAAAUUAUCUUUUUGUGCUAUAUUAUCUCACCUUUUUUGUGUGAACAAUUUACCUCAGUGUUGGUGGGUUGCAGUGGAUCUUUACCUCACCACUUUGUGGCUAGGUUGAUAUAUACCACAAGCCACCUUCACUUCAGUGAAAAGUUCAUAAUUAUGACAGCUUUUAGCAAGAUUGCUUUCUUCAUUUUUGGCAUAGUUCAUUUUUUCAUUUGAUAUCAUUUCAGCACAGGACUAAAUGUGGGAAAGAUCCAGAGUCAACUGAUUUAGCUUUAAGUGCUGCGAUUUUCUUUGACUUUUGUUACUUCCUACAGUGAUUUUUUUUUAGGUGAUCUAUUUGUGGCCCAUACUUUUAAUUCUUAAGUAAUUAGGUAUUGGAUUGAUGUGGGCUCAGAUGGGUCAUCUUAUCCAGUUAAGAUAUUCAUUAUUUUCAACUUGGCCACAAUCAGUGAUCAUUUGUUGAUUUUACAAGUCACCUUCCCUUUCCAACUGCAGUGUCAGCUAUUCUCAUGGACAUUCCUAUAAGUGGAAUGCUCUUCAAAGAAUUACUUAAAAGAAAAAAAAGACCACCUAGAACUCCUGUGAAUACUUGCUAUAUUUGGUAACAAUUUCUCUAAGUGGCCAUUUCAAAGAGACACUUUACAGAUGUGUUUGUUACACAAUCAUGUUUUUUAAGCUGCCAUAAGCAGAUCAGCACCUAAAAGGAAAUCCCAUUACUUCAGAUUGUGUGAAUCUUGUUUUAAUCAAUUAACCCCUCAUAACUUUUGGUAAUGGUGGUCGCCUGUCCCGUAGGUGGUCACACAUCCUGACGGCCUUUUUUGUAUUCUCUUUUGUCACCUGGUUUGAUCAGUCACAUGAAGCGGUUCCAUGCAAAGAGAACUAAGUCAGAAUAAUCUCUCAAGUUAAAUCGUUGUUUCAUUUACCUUCCAACUUGGAGGUCAAUUGUCUUUAAUGCAUAGCAGAUUAUCUUUCUUCUUAGGGCAAUAAUUGCGCAUGAACAUCGUGCAAGUUAUUUUCUAGUUAAUGACCUAGAUUGUUCAAAAAUUUGAUUACAGUUUAUCACAUAAAGUAAUUCUACUUUAUUGCUCAGUUUUUACAUCGCACCACCAUUUCGUUGGUGCUGAUUAUUAUGAGCAGUCAAUGCACUUUCGAGCAAGGUUUUGAAUAAACUGGACAUUGAUUGAUCUAUUAAGUAUGACCUAAAAUGGCAUUUUUUAUUGUGUUUGACUCCUUUUCUUUGGAACUGGUGUUAAGCUGGUAACCUGUAAUGCAUUAAGCAGUCACCCUACCAUUCUGCAUGGACGAUCGCUUAAUACAGGUUGAAAUGUAUAUCCUUUUAUUUCCACAGCAUUAACAAAGUAUUGUAUUUUUUAGGAUUGUUGAUUUUGCAAGAACCAAGAAUUCAUCUGUUUCACCAUUGGGUGGUCUUGGCGAAAGCCUCGCCCCUUGUGGGCUAAUAUUAUGGGAUGUUCUGCUGGUAAGCAUAUGACCACAAGUCCAGAAGUCAGCUCCAGUUCCCACUCAGCAAAAGAGAAUGGUUGCUCAGUACAUACACCUGGUGAGAAUUGUAGGAAUGUUUAAUACAGUGUCUUUUUUGACAGCAAAGACAGCUUUAAUUACAGGUUCUUUUUACUUCAUCUCAAGGGUGUUCAGUGUUUGCCAGAGGAGAAUUAUAUUAAAAAUUAAUAUAAACCAGGUUUUCAAUUGGAAAUUCAAUUGCAGAUGAAUUGUGUAAAUUUACAGUGGAGACUGCCAUCCAGGUUUAGAUACUGUUGUGUAAAAGACAUCAACACAUUUUUUACUGAACCAUUGUACUGGUAAUUCAGUUUCACAUAUUGUUUGUUGGUAUUCAUUACAGAUGUUCCAAGACACUCACUUGAAAGCAGUGCACUAAAAAACAGCAGAAAAGAUUCAUCUAAUAGUAUCACCUCAGUCAAAGAGCCUGAUAUUCCAGAACCAAAAAAUGACAGGUCCUCAGUAAUCAAGGAUAAGGUAACAGACUUGUUGGGCCAGUCAUUUAAACAAAGUUUAGCCAAUGUCUAACAAAACCUUGUUCUAUCCAUAUUCAAUUUAGACUAACCUGUUAUCUGAACAUUUAUUUUGUUAACAGUGUUAGGAGGGCCAAAAGCUAAUAGUAGAGAGACAUUUUAUAUGAUUGAAUCAACCCUCUAAUGAGAAUACCUGAGGCCCACAACUUGGGGAAAACUGCAGUUUGGGUUAGACCUUUGGUAAAUAGCUGGCUCAUGGCGUUUUGUUGAAAGUUGUAUUUUAUGCAAUGGAAAGUUGAUCAUUUUUAAUAGUUUGAAUUGACCACAGAUGGAGUGAUUAAUUAAAUUGGGUAGUUUGUUGAUAUAGAAAAGUACUAUAGCUGGUAUAAGGGUGGAAAAAGAUAUUAGUUAUAGUUGCCAUACAUUUAUAUGAUUAGCCGUUUUUACCAAUCUCAAUCAAUUCAUUAAUUUAUUUUCAGAAUCAGGAUGUAAUCCCUAGAAGAAAACCUACCCCAAUAAGGUAGAGCAGUUGGAAACCUUCCUUACAUUUUCCUCUCAGAUGAUAAAUAUUCUCAAAUGUAAAAAGUUUUUUUUUUCUAAAAUAAGGGAGUCAACACUCAGGAUAGACAAUUUUUGCUUUUUGCUGUGUAAUUUAUUGUCAGGUGUAUGAGAUUCAUAAAUUGUCCUUGGUGUUAACUUGCAAAUAGUUGUGCAGUAUUGAACUGUAUUUAUUUAAACCAUCUUGCUGACAGGGGAUGUUGAUUAAGUUUACAGACGAUCUCUUUCUGUACAUAUUAGUUAUGAUACUAGGGGUAACUAAGAUGUUCUGAAAACAAUCUUAAAAGGACCUUGACCUGAAACAUUUUGAUGUAUUUUUAGGACAAAUGACAACCACUGUGCUGCCCCAAAGUCUGCUCCAGUCAGUCAAGUCAGAAUGUAAGACUUGUAGAUCAAAUUGAUUAGUUGUAAGGGUGUAUGGAAAAAAGCCGUAAGUGAAUUCUGACAGCCUGCAAGAUUCUCCUCCCCAAAUGUCUUACAUUCCUUUGUAGAACACAAGGAAAAUUUUAGGUUGCAUCAAGAGUCACUCUGGUUUUUUUUCCAUAUAUCCUUGUAUUUAGAUCAGCUCUGCUUAAAUAAUAUUAUUUUAGGGAAAUGGAGCAUUAUGAUAGUGGUCUAUGGCCCAGCUUUGACUCAUGUACUUUGCGUAAUCGUAUCUUUUUGGGUUGUCACUCUUGGUCCUCUGUGACCAAUAGGCCAUUUUUUAUAUAUUAAAAAUUCUAACAUGGCACCCAGACUAGGGGGAAUUAAAACAAAAGAAAUUAAUUGUUCAUCCCUUUUUUUAAUUCCCAAAGCCUCAGAGCCAAGUUUUAAUUUUAUUACAUUGAAAAUGGCCUAUUGGGUUUGUUCAGGAUCUGUAGAUUUCCUCCCUUCACCAACAUUCUAAUACCAUUUGGACUUAGAAACAGUGGAUGUGCAACCAACCAAUGCCUGUGCCAAGAGCUGCUCAAACCCAAGUUAUUGUUUGGAUUUGCUUUUCUUUAUUUAGUGGUGCUAUGAUUUGAAUAACAGUGUCUUUGAAUUAUAUGUUUUGACACUAGUUGUGUCAUGAUUUAACUGAUAAGAAGUUUAGAUUAAAUUGGUGUUUUCUUGUCAGUCAUAAAUAAGGAUUCUUUUGGGUGGUUUUCUAAAUAACUUAUUUUUCCCUUUGUUUGCCCAUGUGGUAUCUAAAAGAAGCAAUGAUAAUAAUAAUAAAAAUAAUAAUGAUGAUAAUGAUAAUGAUAAUAACAAUCAAUACUUGUAUAGCACCUAUACAGCAUUAGGUGCUUCAAAAAUUUGAGAAUUCAAUUAAAACUAAAUCAAUAUUUAAACAAAAUUAAAAUGGCUAUGUAAAAAGCUUAAAUUCAAAGGUAUUAAAAUUAUCACAUAAACGCAUGAUAUCAGGCAAAGAGUUGCAGGGUUUGGGGACAGAAACAGCAAAGGUUCUAGACCCAUAGGACUUAGACACAUUGUAGAGUAUCACUGAUGUGAGUGUGAGUUUUCAUGUUAUUUUAUAAUCCCUGUUUUUUUUUUCUCCAUUAGGCAAAUGACAAAGUCUCAACUGGAGUUUUUCAAAAUGCUUGAUCAAAAAAUUGCAGAGGUUUGUUUUCAUACUAAGUCAGUUGAUCAGUCAAUGAAAUGUAAUUCAUGUUUGAGGUUUUAUUAAUCACUGAUGUUGUCUGUACAACAUUUUAUUAAUAAUUUUUCUCAGUUAUUUUGUCUUAUUCUGUCAAUAAAAAAAUGGGAGCAACUUGGAGGAGAAGCAUUUAGUGUCAGGACAGGCAUCCAAAGUAAUACAUCUGCCUAAAACUCAACUCUCUAAAAUGGUCCACAAGUCAUAUUUUCAAGCUGAAUUUGGUCAACCCCAAGCUAAUUAACCUUAUUAUUUUCUUGAUGCUUAAUGGUAGCUUUGAAGAGGUAGCUAAAUUUGAUUAGCUAUUAGCAUUUAGUGCUUUGUUUGCAUUGGCUGUUUCAAAUUUUGAUUUAACUGUCAGAUUGCUAGGACUCUGUAAUUUGAGAGUUGAGUUUAGACAGUAUGGUUUUGCUCAUAAUGUUACUGACACAAUUAGUGACUUACUUUGAGAAUGAAAAUUGUAUAUAUUUUUUUCCUUUUUCUCCUAAGGGGCCAGACUAUGUUUCAGAAGCUGAAAGCUGACAAUACAUUGGAGAAUAAGUCUUGAACUAGUAAAUUCCUGAAAAAAAAACAGUUAGAAGUUUACAAACUAGAUCCCAACAGAGAUGAUAAAUUCUGCAUUCCAUCAGCAUGUGGCACCAGCUUUUGCUUUGUGUGGAGGAUAUUUAUCACACAAUCUUCUGGGUCAGUCUGUGGGCAUAUUUUCAAAGGUUGCUUAAAGCUGGACCCAUAAAAAAGAUGAUGUUAUAGUCUAAGGGUCAGAUGCAAGUCAUCCACACGGACUUGUAACAAUAUGAAAUGCCACCAAAUAAUAUUACCUAUGAAGGUUGAACUUAGCACUCAAAUAGACUGAAGCUAACAAGGGAACAGAUAUGUCAAUUAAUUGACUUUUUGGAACCGGUAGAAUGUUGAUGUAGUGGGAUUAAGAUUUAAGUUUCUCCACUCUGUAUCAUGCCCCUACCCCCCUCCCUCUUUUCUGCAACCGUUGCUGGUGGGCUUUGUUUGCCCUUACACUUCUCAGUCUGACAAAACCUUAUUUCAUGCAUAUGGAGUUAAUGUCCCCUCCUUCUCUCUCUGUGGUAAAGCGAGGAUGCUUUGAAUAGUUCCCAGACAAUGUCAGAGUUGUUUUAAAUGAUGUAUCAUUCUAUAUUGGUAUAGGCCAUUCGUUUUCUUUUCAAAUGGGUAAUCCUUAAACAGUCAGUUCGCACAGACAACAAGUGUUGUAUUUAUAAAGUAUUUAAUACCUAAAUGUCUUGCUUUCAUGAGGCCUACAUAAUUUAAUUUGAAGUUAAUUGGUGUGGAAUUGAGUAUUCCCUUUCCCUUUGGGGACUACUAAUACGUGACUGCGAACAAAGACCGGGGAAAUGGCGGUCUUUAAAUUUAUGCUGUGCGACGGAAUAAAAUUUAAAUGCAAGUCAAGUGUUCUGUGGACCUCCAGUGUGACCUGAUUAAAAAAGUACUGAGAGUAGCGAAAGGUUUAAUACCUAAUGACUCUUUGAAGAGCUAUCUGGUCAGAGCGUCUUUUCUGCUUGUCAUUGGGGAAAACACACAAGAUUAUAACAAGGGCAUCAACAUUCAAAUGUUUUAUAUAUAAAAAAAAGUCAGUCUAAUGGAUAACAAAGAGAGUUCGAGGUAGCAAUUCACGAGAUUUGCUCCUCUUUGAAAACUACUUAAAAUACUAUUUCCGUAAAUAUUAAGUCACUUUCCGUGGCCACCUUUAAUGGCUGCAGCGAAGUAAUUUCGUCCACCAAGUUAAAAAUUUGUAAUUUUGGUUCUCGUAGGGUUCAAGUUGGGCGUGUUUGGUAGACAGCGCC
Pocillopora meandrina is the source of this 9404-nucleotide messenger RNA. The record is from the annotation of a GenBank genome assembly. NCBI's taxonomy places the organism in Eukaryota, Metazoa, Cnidaria, Anthozoa, Scleractinia, Pocilloporidae.